Messenger RNA from Daucus carota subsp. sativus, 2520 nucleotides. Its product is annotated as formin-like protein 4. Gene Ontology annotation, biological process: actin cytoskeleton organization; actin nucleation. Bases 143 to 2293 code for a protein of 716 amino acids. Gene Ontology annotation, molecular function: actin filament binding. The record is from RefSeq and is a predicted model, not a curated record. The transcript is spliced from 2 exons. NCBI's taxonomy places the organism in Eukaryota, Viridiplantae, Streptophyta, Magnoliopsida, Apiales, Apiaceae.
UCCAACAGCUAAAAUUAUCAGCCUGUCAGCUACUACUAAACUCCAAACAUAUCCACAAUUUUUCUCCUUCCUUCAACAUGUAACUUCAUCGCAGCUCGCAGAUCAUUACAAGUUCUUUACAAACCAAAUUCAAAAUUCAGAUAUGUCUAGGUGCUGGAAUUGUAGGAACUCGUCGCAUCCCAGCACGGUUAGUAUGUCUGUAAGAAGGGCUUUGUCGUCUGAAACUUUGUCGCAUGAUUUGAUAGUUAAGGUCAUAGCAGUCACGGCUGCAAGUACUCUACUUGUGGCAAGUGUCAUCUUCUAUUUUGUUUACAGAUACGCCAUGGCUAGAGAACACCGAAAGAAUAUAUACGGGUCAAGAAGCGUAGAAGAUCAUAAGGUUUCUCAGGAAGACAGAGCUCUGAAAAGGUGGGAUAUCAGAGAUGAUAGUAAUGAUGUAGUUUUCUUGCAGAAACUUGAAAGUGGGCAACUAGACUCUUUUUCUACAAUUUCCUUUAACAAAUCCAAAUCAGAAGAGAAAAGUUUCGAUAGUAGAAGACAUGGAAUAAAAUCGCUUGAACAAAACAAGGGAACUCCAUCUGGUCGAAAAAUUACAAACAUGACAGACUCUGAACAAUCCCUGAGUUUUCACUCUCAGCCCAUGCUUUCCAAUGUGGUUUUCGUAAAGCAAUCCACACCCCCUCCACCUCCACCACCACCACCACCACCACCUAUUCUUCCGAAGAAAUUUCCAGUGCCACCGAUACCACAACUGCCUGCAAGAAGGAAGCCUCCAGCACCACCACUUUCACGGCUGCGUCCAGAUCCUACAUCCUUCAAGCUUCUUAAUGACCCAAAAGGAAAAACAAGCAGCACUAGGACAGAAGCUUCAGAGAAAAGCUCGAAGGGAAACACUGAAGUCCAGAUGAAAAUGAAGCCACUCUACUGGGAUAAGGUUACUGCUAAUGUUGAUCAUUCGGUGGUUUGGAAUGAGAUCAAUGCAGGAUCAUUAAGAUUUGAUGACAAACUAAUUGAAGCUUUGUUUGGAUACAAUGCCUCUACCCAAAAACCACCAGAAACAAAAAACACCUCUUCAACUUCAGCCAAAUGCAGUUCAGUGAGACCUGCUCAAGUUUUCAUCCUCGAUCCUCGGAGGUCACAGAACACCGCAAUUAUACUGAAAUCUCUUGGUAGUUCUUGCAAGGAGAUCCAAGAUGCCAUCUUAGACGGCCAAGGACUAGAUACUGAUACCUUGGAGAAGCUAGCAAAAAUUUCUCCAACUGAAGAUGAAACAGAAAAAAUCCUCCAAUUCAGUGGAAAUCAUAUCAACCUUGCGUAUGCAGAGUCAUUUCUCUAUGAAUUAUUAAAAUGCAUUCCCUCUGCAUUUAUCCGCAUUAAUGCCAUGCUCUUCAGAUCAAACUAUGACCAGGAGAUCUUGCAUCUCAAGGAGGCGUUACAGACCCUUGAAUAUGGAUGCAAGGAAUUAAGAGCUCGAGGCGUUUUCUUAAAACUUCUUGAAGCCAUUCUCAGAGCUGGCAAUCACAUGAACGCUGGCACCGCUAGAGGAAAUGCCAAAGGCUUCAACCUUACUGCUUUACAAAAGACUUCCUAUAUCAAAAGUACGAAUGGGAAGAUUACUCUACUUCAAUUUGUAGUGGAACAGAUCGCGCUAGCUGAGGGUAAACGUUGUGUUCAGAAUAGAAAACGCGACUGUGAAAGCAGCAACCAGGAUCCGAACAGCCACACUGAUAGCGAAUAUAGUGAGAAAGAAAUCCUUCAGCUGGGACUAUCAAUUUUAGGAGACUUAAACACUGAGUAUUCUAAUGUCAAGAAAGCUGCAACUAUAAACCAUGACGUCCUUGUGAAUCAGUGCUCAAGUCUUACAUUUUGUGUUAGUGAGAUCAAGCAGCUUAUAAAUCAAUGUAGCAUCGACAAAAGAGGCAAUUAUGUGAAUGACAUGAAGAGCUUUAUAGAAGGAUGUGAAGACGAGCUUCGGAUAGUAAGAGAGGAACAAACAAGAGUUAUGCAACUGGUGAAGAGAACAACUGAAUUUUACCAAGCAGGAGCCAGUAAUGAGAAACAGGGGCACCCACUUCAAAUAUUUAUCUUGGUGAGGGAUUUUCUGGACAUGGUUGACCAGGCUUGCACCGAUACAGCAAGAAAACAUCAGAGGAGUGCGAAGACUGUACAAUCAUCACCACGAAUGCCUUCACCAUCAAUAAUGGCUGAGGUGAUGUUCCAGAACUUGCAAACAUAUGCUACAACAGAUAAGUUGGACUCUAAUUCUUUUACCAACUCAGAGGAGGAUUUCUGAAAUUAUUGUGUCUACUCAGAUCAGAAUAUUAUAAUCUAUACAGCAUUUUUAGAUUUUUCAAGAAAUCUAUACAUGUCUGCAGACUGUAAACAGAAGACAAAAGUACUCUUCACAGUAUUAUGUAACACUGUAACUUAACAAGUCUUCUUUACAAACACUGAUUCAGCUCAAGUGCAUAUGAAUCUGACACAACAUUAUAGUAAAAUCACUUGCUGACAUCAAGCUUU